GCCGAAAAUCGGGACUCUCCUCUUUGUCCUGCACCACUCUGGGCACCCCCGGGCGCUGAAUAGUGGACUUUUUCAGGCUCUUCAUCACUUUGUUGAGGAACCGCGUAGGUACCCGUAGAGCUGGGACAGUGAUUGUCUGAGCGAAGGCCUCUUUGUCAAGAGAAGUCAUACCACGGACCUGCGGAGGAGCCUGGUACAGUUUAGUCUCCAUGAGGAGCGUCGGUGCGAAGUUUGUAAAAGGAGAGACUGCUGUGCUGAGUUUUCGGAGAUUAGGAACGUUUGCCUUGUGUCGUGUCUGUACGCCUAAGACUCUCCCGAGGAGGCUGUAAAGACAACGCGGACGUAUUAACAGUAGACGUGAGAAAACUAAUAUGCAUUAAAUACAAGUUUAGACGGAAUGUCUCAUAUUUUACCGGUUAAUUUCACAAAAAAAUGACACUCAGCGUUUACCUCAACAUCCUUCAGUCAAAGGCAUGCUUCUUCGACAACGUCAUUCGUGGUGGACCGUCGCUCUCGUGUGAUUGGCUGGAAUAGGAAAAAGCUUGUGUUUGAUUGGUCAAUAGCUUAAAUGACGUAAAACUGCGACGGAAACAACAGGCACGUGACUCCCGACACUUAACAACAACAACAAGCCGAUGAGUACAGGAUACAAAAGUUAACCCGAGAAUAUAACUUUAUAAUAAUGUCAAUCUUUGGGCCAAAGGUUUUGUGACAGAGUUUCUCGUGUUCUUUACUGGGGAAAAUGAGUAUCAACGGCAAUGGAAACGCGGAAUUUUACAGCCAUCAAUCUGACACAGGAGACACUGAGGGGAACGAUACAACGCCUUUGCUGUCUAAUGGUGUGCAGAGGAGCCGAGCCAGAGGCGCCUCCUUUGCCUCCUCUGUUUUUAAUCUGAUGAAUGCAAUCAUGGGCAGCGGCAUUCUCGGACUCGCUUACGCCAUGGCAAGCACCGGCAUUGUUGGCUUUUGCAUCCUUUUGAUACUCGUGUCGAGCCUGGCGGCGUAUUCCAUACAUCUUCUCCUCAAGCUUUGUGACCUGACAGGAAUCAAUUCAUAUGAAGAGCUGGGUGGAAGAGCAUUACAAAAACCAGGAAAAGUUCUGGUUGGGAUUGCGAUCGUCAUCCAAAAUGUUGGCGCCAUGUCAUCAUAUUUGUUCAUCUUGAAGUCUGAGCUUCCGUCAGCCAUUGCCGGCUUCCUGAGUCCAGACCAGUCAAGAGAGGCCUGGUUUGAAGAUGGUAGACUGCUUCUAAUCAUCGUCACACUAUGUGUGGUACUUCCUCUUGCGAUAUUGCCAAAAAUUGGCUUCCUGGGCUACACCAGCAGCCUAGCCUUCUUUUUUAUGCUCUACUUUACCAUUGUGGUUGUGGUAAAGAAAUGGUCCAUCCCCUGCCCGCUGCCAAAAAACAGCACCACGUCUCUAGGUGCAUACCAGGUAUCAAAUUCCUCCGACUUGGAAUGCACGCCUCGACUUUUUAUCCUUUCCAGUAGGAGUGCCUACGCCAUCCCCACCAUGGCCUUCUCCUUCCUAUGCCACACAGCCGUCCUACCCAUCUACUGCGAACUGGACCGGCCGACCAAAACGAGGAUGCAAAAGGUCACCAACGUCGGCAUCGGCCUCAGCUUUCUGGUUUACUUGGUUUCGGCCCUUUUUGGCUACCUCACGUUCUACGCUCACGUGGAAUCUGAGCUUUUGCUAGGCUACGACGCGUACUUGCCACGUGACGUAAUGGUGACGACGGUUCGGCUUGCCAUACUCAUCUCUGUGCUGUUGACCGUACCGCUCAUCCACUUCCCUGCUCGUAAGGCCGUGAUCUUACUACUCCGUGGGGAUCGGCCCUUUUCCUGGCUGAUCCACGUCGCCGCAACUGUGCUCAUUCUAGGAGUGGUGCUCCUGCUGGCCAUCUUUGUGCCAGAUAUCCGAAAUGUGUUUGGAGUAGUGGGAUCGACGACGUCCAGCUGUCUCUUGUUUGUCUUUCCCGGCCUCUUCUACCUCAAGAUUAGCCGCCAGCCUUUCCCCUCUUUUGACUUCAUCGGGGCGCUGAGUCUGGUGGUCUUUGGUUUAAUCAUGGGCGUUAUCAGUUUCUCCAUCAUUAUCUUCACAUGGAUACAAAGUUCCGAAUAGGUUCCUAGAAAAGAGCGAAUUAUACCAAAGGACUUGAUGGAUGAAAUAAAGGAAAAGCUGCGUGCCAUUCUUUGCCGCCUCAAGAUUUGUAUUUUGAUCUAAAGUUGUCAUAGUGCAUGGGAAUCCAGCACAAAAUCAGUUGUUUUUUUUUUGUUUUGUUUUGUUUUGUAAUUACCUCGCCAUUUUUAUAAGGGAUCAUUUUGUUUACAGUCUAACAUUGCAUUUUUGAAAUUUGCACAUUUCAAAUCAAGUGUAUUUACUAAAAGAUUUGCCUUGAUUGGGACGUACUGCUUUAUCAAACGUUGCACAUGUUAUUGAGAAAUUUUGAUUGCCUGCUACUUGGAGUAGUACUCGAUUGUACUGUAAGUGUUUACUAUGCAACUUCAAAUGUACUCUACUGCCCGUCAAAAAAGACUCAAUAAAAGGAUGAAAUGUGUUAAGUAUGUCACUUUCUUG
This is a messenger RNA of Corythoichthys intestinalis (scribbled pipefish), 2578 nucleotides long. It is a transcript of the gene slc38a6, whose product is annotated as solute carrier family 38 member 6. The coding region runs from base 743 to 2122 and encodes 459 amino acids. Gene Ontology annotation, molecular function: L-glutamine transmembrane transporter activity. NCBI's taxonomy places the organism in Eukaryota, Metazoa, Chordata, Actinopteri, Syngnathiformes, Syngnathidae. Gene Ontology annotation, cellular component: plasma membrane. The record is from RefSeq and is a predicted model, not a curated record. Gene Ontology annotation, biological process: amino acid transmembrane transport; L-glutamine transport. The transcript has 16 exons.